Molecule: messenger RNA, 432 nt
Organism: Cordyceps militaris CM01
Lineage: Eukaryota; Fungi; Ascomycota; Sordariomycetes; Hypocreales; Cordycipitaceae
Exons: 1
Coding region: 1-432 (143 amino acids)
Source: RefSeq, a predicted model, not a curated record
AUGACCCAGCAGAGUCAAUCAUCAAACCAAGUUUGCAUCGAAAACCCUCAGCCAUUGGCGCCCCCGAAUCGACGUCCCCGAGCCAGCCAGCGACGCCGAGCCGCUCAAUUCCUCAAAGACAACCCCCCACAGAACCCUCCCGUCUACGACAUGGCCAUCCUCCGUCACUCGAUAGCGCCGCUCCGCGCGGUGCGAUGCGCCCGCCAGCCCGCUGCUGCCGCCACCUUGCGCAGCUUCUCCGUCACCGCCCGCCAGCGCGGCGGCGCCGGCCACGGCAACGAGUCUCAGUUCGAGCCCCCCAGCGGCUGGCUCUGGGGCAUCAAGCCCGGCGAGAAGCCCGAGCCCGAGGGCUGGGAGUGGCCCAUGUACAUCUUUUGCGGCAGCCUGGUCGUGGCCGGCGUGGCCCUGGCCUUUAAGCCCGACACAAGGUGA